Messenger RNA from Fusarium keratoplasticum, 1239 nucleotides. Its product is annotated as Lipoyl synthase, mitochondrial. NCBI's taxonomy places the organism in Eukaryota, Fungi, Ascomycota, Sordariomycetes, Hypocreales, Nectriaceae. Gene Ontology annotation, biological process: lipoate biosynthetic process. Gene Ontology annotation, molecular function: 4 iron, 4 sulfur cluster binding; lipoate synthase activity. The coding region runs from base 1 to 1239 and encodes 412 amino acids. Gene Ontology annotation, cellular component: mitochondrion. The transcript is spliced from 2 exons. The record is from RefSeq and is a predicted model, not a curated record.
AUGGCGUCGAUAGCUCCCUCCCUCAAGCGGGCGCAUACCCCUCUCCGGAAAGCCCUCACCGCGGCUUCCACCGUUCGAGCUUUCGCCACUGUACCUCCGACAUCGAGCGAGCCCGCCAAGCCCAAGCGAAAGAGCUACUUCAAGGAUACUACGGUUGCUGAAUUCUCAGACUUCUUGGCCACCUCGUCGCCUGCGCAGCCGCUGUCGCCCGCAGAGGCAUUUACUCUUCGAACCGCCGAAGUCGGCCCCGAGGGCAAGAAACGGACGAUUACGAGAUUGCCAGAGUGGCUCAAGACGCCCAUUCCUGCUGGAAACGAUAACUUCAAGAGCAUUAAGAAGGAUCUGCGAGGAUUGGGACUGCAUACAGUCUGCGAGGAAGCUCGAUGUCCCAACAUUUCCGAGUGCUGGGGUGGUUCCGAUAAGAAUGCCGCCACUGCGACUAUCAUGCUCAUGGGUGACACGUGCACCAGAGGAUGCCGCUUCUGCAGUGUCAAGACGAAUCGAAAGCCCGCCGCAUUGGAUCCUCACGAACCCGAGAACACCGCGGAAGCUCUGGCUAGGUGGGGUCUUGGAUAUGUUGUCUUGACCAGUGUGGACCGAGAUGAUCUGGCAGACGGCGGAGCACACCACUUCGCCGAGACGAUCCGGAGGAUUAAGCAGAAGAAGCCGUCUCUGCUUGUUGAGGCUCUGACUGGCGAUUUCCGUGGUGAUCUUGAUAUGGUAAAGGUUGUGGCCGAGAGUGGACUCGAUGUCUACGCCCACAACGUUGAGACCGUCGAGGACCUCACCCCAUACGUGCGAGAUCGCAGGGCCACUUUCCGACAGAGCUUGAGCGUACUGAAGCAUGUCAAGGAAGUCAAGGGCAAGGAGGGUAUCAUCACCAAGACCAGUCUGAUGCUCGGUCUCGGAGAGCAAGAGCACGAGGUCAUGGCCGCGCUUGAGGAACUUCGCAAGGCCGAUGUCGAUGUCGUCACUUUUGGCCAGUACAUGCGACCAACCAAGCGCCACCUCAAGGUCGAAAAGUACGUCACCCCUGACGAGUUUGAGAUGUGGAACAAGAGGGCGCUGGACAUGGGCUUCCUGUACUGCGCCAGCGGACCUCUGGUGCGCUCCUCUUACAAGGCCGGAGAGGCCUUUAUCGAGAACGUCCUCCGCAAGCGCUCGGGCGAGAAGGCCAUGGCCAGGGGAACCCUUGCCAAGGCUAUUGCACUGGACUCGGAGACUCGAUCGUCCAUCUAG